AUGGUUGAAGAAGAAAUCCGUAAAAAAGUUAAUACUUAUAUUGUCAACUCAAUACCCAGACCAAUAUGCAAUGUAGAAUUCAAAGUUCUACCAUUUUACAGAAGUAUAUAUGCAAUUCAGGCUCAACCGGUGGCUAUUUAUUGUGUUCCAACAUAUAAGCAUGGUUUGAAACAAUCACAAGAAUACACUUCAUUUGAGUAUGAGUUUAAGUUGCCAGAAUUAAUUGAAACAAUAAUAAACGAAAAAAAAAAUGUCCAAUUGCAGAUCCGAUUUGGAAAAGAGCUGCCAGGGAUGAGUGAGCUGUCGGAAGGAUUACCAGAACCAAUAAUGUAUCAUAUCAAUUCGAACAAAGGCAUGGCAAAUAAAAGUCCUAUUGAUCAUUGUUGCAAUGUCUUUAAGCUAUUGAGUGAUACUAAGAAUAAAAUCACAAUAUUUUGGCCUCAUUGCGAAACACCAUAUUACAUGAUUAUAAAUAUUUUAGAGGAAUUAACAAUUGAAGAUUUGGUGAAACGCGUACAAUUUAACAAUAAACUAUGUUCUGUUACUCUAAACACAAAAAAUAAGAUCAGGGAAUUUUUGAAAAAUUCCAUAAAAAAUUCUGAUAAAGAAGGUUGUGAUACGGUGAAACUGGAUGUAUCUUCUUUGUGUCCAAUAACCAAAUUAAAAAUGAAACUACCGGCAAGAUCUAUGAAAUGUAAUCAUUUCCAAUGUUUUGAUUUGCGUGGAUUAUUUGAAUUGAAUAAAAUAAAACCAACAUGGAAAUGCCCUGUUUGUAAUAUACGCAUUCUGGUUGAUGAAUUGGUUUUAGAUUCGUUCAUUUUGGAUGUUAUGAAUACUCAAUCUCUUCCUGGAAAGGGCUUUCAAAUAAUGUUACAUGACAAUGGCAGCUGGGAACCAUAUGUAGAUCCAAAGAAAGAAACAAAAACACCAAAAACAAAUGAUUCUAAUGGCGAUGAAUCAGAACCAAUGAUAAUCAAUUAG
Messenger RNA from Macrosiphum euphorbiae (potato aphid), 981 nucleotides. NCBI's taxonomy places the organism in Eukaryota, Metazoa, Arthropoda, Insecta, Hemiptera, Aphididae. The record is from the annotation of a GenBank genome assembly.